Messenger RNA from Closterium sp. NIES-65, 2127 nucleotides. The record is from the annotation of a GenBank genome assembly. Lineage: Eukaryota; Viridiplantae; Streptophyta; Zygnematophyceae; Desmidiales; Closteriaceae.
AUGGGAACCCAGAGACGGGUCGAGCAGCAGCAGGAGGGAGACAAGAGAGUAGGGCGUCCGGGCCACGGAGGAAUGCAAGCGGCCACUCGCUUCGAUCUGACUCAUCGAGGGGGAGGAGAGACGGGUGGUUCUGGUGGCGGAUUAGGUAGUGGCGAGGGAGGGGAAGGCGGGGGAUCGGGGCAUGGGAGGAAGCACAGCAGAGUGUCCACGAUGACCCACCUGCUGGAUUCGGAGCUGCUCCAGCUAGAGGAGGACAUGGCCCGGGAGGUGGCUCGGCAGGAGAAGCUGGCAGACGUUAUUGCCAUUGCUGGAGGCGACAUGCCGCAGCUGCCAGUGCAGGAGCUAGAGGACAAGGAGGAGAGGCAGUUGCACCGCGAGGUGACGCACAUGGGCGGCGAGCUGCGGUCGAUGCGGCGGGUGCUGCUGGAUCUGAGUGUGGAGCGGUGCAACGUGGAGAGGGCGCUGGAGCACGUGCACUGGCAAGUGGACUCGUUCGACGCCGUCAAGGCCAUGCAUAGCACGCAGUUCCACCUGCUGCAGCUGAUGGCACAGACGGAGGUGCUAAAGGACCUGCUGCAGAUGGAGAGGGAGGAGAACGAGCACGUCGAGAGCUUUGUGCGCCUCGCCCUGGCCGACCUGGAGGCCAGCGGCCCCAACAGCUUCCUUCUCGAGGCGUCCUCUGUGGACCUGCUGGAAACCCUCACCGCCUGCUACAUCAGCCAGGGCUCUGGCUUCACCCCGCUGCCUGGCGCUGGUGCUGCUGGCAUGGGUUUCGGUGGCGGUGCUGCUGGUGGGGAAGGGGGGUUGUGGGGGAGCGGGAGGAGGAGCCGGCGGGAGCAGGCGGUGCAGGGCGGGGAGUGGGGGAUGGGCGCAGGAGAGGGGGGUUUUCGGGGGAGUGGGGAGGAAGGAGGGGAAUUUGGGGAGGGUGAGGGGGGUGGAAGGGGGUUAUGGGAAGGAUUACCCACAGGCUUACCAGGGUAUGGGGAUGGGGAGGAUGAGGAUGAGUAUGAAGGGGAGGGUGAGAGAGAGAGGGGCCGACAUGGGAGUUCGCAUGGAAAGAGGCACAACGGGGAUGCCAGUAUUACAGUGGGGUCUAGAGGGAUGGGCAGUGGUAGGCGGAGCAGCAGCAGCGCCAGCAGGAGAGUGGCUCGCUCUCACAGUACCAACUCCCCUGGCUUUCCAGGGGGCAGCAGGGACGGACACACGGACCUGGGGUCAGGGUUUGAGGGCGAGGGGGAGGGUUCUUCUGGGGGAGGUAGUCCUGUUGCUGGUGUGGGGGGUGCAGGGGCACAGGGAGCAAGGGCGGGUUUGCCUUUGGGGGUGUCUGAACGGGUUCGGACUCGCAGUCUGCGUCGCAACCGCAGCAGGCACUCAGAGGAUGGCUUCGAACCCAGCCGUCUGGGCGGCAGCCCCGGGCGCUACAGUCCGGGGCAUGCCGCCCUUGAGCACGGGGGGAGCGGCUCGCCGCCCAUGGCGUCACACUCGCCGCCCAUCGUUCCUCGCUCGUUCACCCACCAUGGUGUAGCAGCUAGCAAGCUUUCGCAGGCAGGAUCAGGUGGAAUGGCAGGUGCGGGGUAUGCUGAUGCUCGUGAUAAUGCUUAUGAUGAUGAUGAGGAUGACGAUGGGUCGGUGGGGAGUGAGGAGGACGAGGAGUACGCUCGUCUCAUGGGGCUCGGAGGCUCGGAAAUGCGUCUGCAGGAUCCGCAGCAGCAGCAGCAGAAGCAGCAGGCGCUGGUUCGGCGGUCAGCCACGGCGCCAAUCAAGUCACUCAUGUCUGGAGCGUCCCCGGGCCUGGCGGGAGGCUCGGGAAGCAUGCAGGAACGGGAGGUGCAGAAGAGUGGUUCGGACGAGGCGGAGGAAGGGGGGAGGGGGAGGAGGGCAGCGAGGGGGCAAACGGUGCUGCCUGUGAUGUCUAGAUUGCUGGACCCGGAUGGGAUACUGCAGCCUCACGAGAGCCAUCUGGGGGACUCGUCCUUGACUGCUUCUCCUGCUCGAUCAGAAGACUCAACUCUGGAUCCCAUGGCCCAGCAUGCUCUGCGCAAGCCGCAGCCCCGACCGCCCCCGUCCCGCCCCGCGCCCCCGCCCGCCUAUCAGCAAAUUCGCCUCCUCCCCAACUUCCGCCCUUAA